GGCGCUCUCAGGCCCGGGCUAACCACAGCACCCUUCGCCUCCGAUGCCUUGUGCCAGGGAAGACAGCGCAAGCUCCUGCUGGGUGGCACGGGUGGUCUCGGGUGAGCCUUAUCCCUGGAGGCGCUGCCGGAGCAGGGGCCCCUGCGCCAUGGGGACUGGAGUCUGGGGCAGCGGCUGGACUUGGAGCUGGCAGAUGCUGUUGCUCCUAGUGACUUCUUGCCUGGAGCCGGCAGCCGGCCAGCUGCGCUACUCUGUCCCCGAGGAGCUGGAGCACGGCGCCUUUGUGGCUAACAUCGCCGAGGACCUCGGUCUGGACGUGUCCAAGCUGUCGACGCGGCGGUUCCGCAUAGUGUCCCGGGCAGGCACCAAGCAGCACCUGGAGGUGAACUUGGAGAACGGGAUCCUCUUCGUCAACGAGAAGAUCGAUCGCGAGGAGGUGUGCGAGGCCGGCGGGGCCUGCCUCCUGCACCUGCAGCUGGUGAUCGAGAGCCCACUGGCGCUGUACCGCGUGGAGGUGGAGGUGCUGGACAUCAACGACAACGCGCCCAGCUUCCCCUGGCCGGAGUAUGUGCUGGAGGUGACCGAGUCGGCGCUGCCGGGGGCCCGCUUCCCGCUGGAGAGCGCGCAAGACCCGGACGUGGGCACCAACUCCCUGCGCACCUACCAGCUCAGCCCCAACGGCUUCUUCUCCCUCGAGGUGCAGACCCGCAGCGACGGCAGCAAGUUCGCGGAGCUGGUGCUGGAGCGAGCCCUGGACCGCGAGCAGCAGCGCAGCCACCGCAUGCUGCUCACGGCCCUGGACGGCGGCCUCCCGGAGCGCUCGGGCACGGCCGGAAUCCUAGUCACCGUGCUGGACGCCAACGACAACGUGCCGGCCUUCGACCAGCCCUCCUACGGGGUAAGCCUGCCCGAGGACGCGCCCCCAGGCACGCUGGUCAUCAAGCUCAACGCCACGGACCUGGACGAGGGCACGAACGGCGAGAUCGAGUUCUCCUUCAGCGGCCACGCGCCGCCCCGGGUGCGCCAGCUCUUCAGCGUGGAGCCGCGCAGCGGGCAGGUGCGCCUGGCAGGCCCGCUGGACUACGAGCGCGCGCGCCUGCACGAGCUCUACGUGCAGGCCAAGGACCGCGGCCCCUCGGCGGUGGCCGUGCACUGCCGGGUGCUGGUGCACCUGCUCGACGUCAACGACAACGCGCCGGAGGUGAGCCUCACCUCGGUCUCCACGCCCGUGCUGGAGGAUGCGCCGCCGGGCACCGUGAUCGCCGUGAUCAGCGUGCUGGACCGGGACUCCGGAGACAACGGGCAGGUGAGCUGCGAGAUCCCCCACAACGUGCCCUUCCAGCUCCAGGCCGCCUUCCACAACUACUACACGCUGGUCACUACCGCGGCGCUGGACCGCGAGGCCGUGCCCGAGUACAACGUCAGCAUCACGGCGCGGGACAUGGGCUCGCCCGCGCUGCUCACCAGGAAGACCCUGACCGUCCAGGUGUCCGACAUCAACGACAACGCACCCCGCUUCCUGCAGCCCUCCUACAGCGUCUAUGUGCUGGAGAACAACGCCCCGGGCGCCUCCAUCUGCUCCGUCAGCGCCCUGGACCCCGACUGCCGGCAGAACGCCUACCUGUCCUACUCUAUUGCCGAGGGGCACAUCCAGGGCAUGCCCGUGGCCACCUACGUCUCCAUCAACUCGGACAGCGGGCACAUGUACGCGCUGCGCUCGCUGGACUACGAGCAGAUCCGCAACUUCCAGGUGCAGGUGCAGGCCCAGGACGCGGGCUUCCCCCCGCUCAGCAGCAAUGUCACCGUCAACGUCUUCGUCCUGGACCAGAAUGACAACGCACCGGUCAUCGUCUCGCCCGUGCCCCGCAAUGGCUCGCUUGCCACAGAUGUGGUGCCCCGCUCGGCCGACCCCGGCUACCUGGUGGGGAAGGUGUCUGCCCUAGACGCGGACUCCGGGCAGAAUUCCCGGCUCUCCUACCAGAUCCUGCAGGCUACUGACCCCAGCCUCUUCAGCGUGGCCCUGUACACUGGCGAGCUUCGCACCAUCCGAGCCUUCCUGGACAAAGAUGCCACCAGGCAGCGCUUGGUCAUCCAGGUGCGGGACAACGGGCAGCCGCCGCUCUCCGCCUCAGUGUCCCUACUGCUGUCUGUGGUGGAGAGCGUGCCCGAGACGCUGUCCGAUUUCAACGAGCUCUCCCUGAACCCCGAGCUCUCCUCCUCCACGCUCACCCUCUACCUCAUCGUCUCCCUGGGAUCCGUGUCUUUCACCUUUCUGGUGGCCAUCAUCAUCCUCAUGGCCAUCAAGUGCCACAAGGACCGGCACUCCCUGCAUGGCUACGGUUGCUCCCUCCCCGCCUGCUGCUGCGUGAAGGCCGGGGCCACAGCCGACGACUUCAAAAAUUCCAACAUCAAGCCCCAACUCUCCUCGGGCAACAAAGUGCCCACCAACUGCCUGGAAGGGGCGGGCAGCGGCCCUCCCGGCUACUGCUACAAAGUCUGCCUGACUCCAGAGUCCGCCAAGAGCGACUUCAUGUUCCUAAAGCCCUACAGCCCAAGUCCCCCGAGGAACAACGAGAAAGCCGCCGAGAACUUACCAGGGCCGGGAAGGAAGCCCCAAGCGGUCAAUAACACCGUCAGAGCCGCCAGCCAGAUCAAACAGCCCAAUACGGACUGGCUGCCUACAAAAACCCCGCGAUCAGCCCUGAAAAGUUCACAGAGUCUGGAGGACGUAGGGGGAGUCCGCAGAGGAGUCCAGAAAGAGCACGACAGGCUACGUACCCUGGUCACUCCAGUCUCUGAAUUCCAGAAAGCAUCCGGGGCCUCCAACAGCAUUUGGACCCCCAGAUACGGCCCCCUGUACCCUCCGCACAUUCCGCCUCUGGAUUACCAGCACAACGUUUAUAUACCAGGGACCCCAACCAUGGUGGCAAACAAGGAGGGGCCCCGCUGCCUGGAUCCGGAGGACAAGAACAGCUUCUCCACUUUUGGAAAGAGGAAGAAAAUGGCCACCUAUUGCGACAUAGGCGACAGUAUGAUUAUCAACAAUGACCUAAAAUAAUGGCUGCCAGACCAGAGCGCCGGGCCGGGGCAGCUCUGUUCAUGUUCCUGGAGAAGCUGAGAUGGGAUCAGUUGCCUUUCCAGCCUGCAGCUUUCAUACAGUGCAGGAAGCAGUGGGGUCCAAGUGCCCUCCUUGCUAAUCUGCUGAACAGUGUGAUGCGAAGACAUUGCCUGCAGCCCAGGUAUCCAUUAUUGUAAUUAACCAAGUCCAGUCUCCGGUCUGCAGCUGGACAGAAGAGGAGAUGGAUUUGCAGCACUUGAACCGAGAGAAGGAAUGAAAUGGGAGACUGGACGAAUGACAUUAAGAUUCUUCUCAUGUCAUUCUGCAGGGGCGGUAGCUGGUCUGUGUAUUGGUGGGGACAUGACCUUUUAGUAGUGGGUGUGAGGAUUACACGAAGAAUUUGCCUUGUGUUAAACACAUCCCCAUGCAGACUUAUUCUGGGGGCCGAAAAUCCAAGCAGCCCUCGGUCUUCAUUUCAAGAAGCCUUUUAGCAAGUUCCAUGUUGUAACUAUUGUAACUUCUUUCCUUGUGAGGCUGUGUGAAGGUAUCAAGUACACGUGUUUGUUUCUGACCGUUGAACGCACUAGAAGGGCUGCAAAAUGCCAUGUUAAAAUCAAGACGGCUGAGAGAGCUACUCGGUUUAAAGCAAACCUAGAUAGUACCUGGGUAGGAAGAACGCUCCAUAAAUUAAGGAGUUAUGGAAUACUGUAACAAUUUCUUAGACCUGGAGCACAGAUCAGUUACAGGAGAGACAUGGAGGCAGCGCACAUCAUGCUAAACCCAGCCCAUUGUUUCUGGCCUCACUGACAGAUAAAAAACAUAACAAACAACUGCCCGGUGUUGUAAUUUUUGAUCCUCUCAUCUGAACGCAGAUCUCAUCUGGGAAGACAGGUUUUUAUUAUUAAUAUUAUAACUAAAAGUUUCCAGGAUCUAAGAGUUCUUAAAGAGAGAGUUUAUGGGCAAGUCUCGCGUUCCCAGGCAAGGGACCCACACCUCCUCCUCUUUGUGGUCUGUGAUGUGGAAGGGGGAUGGGAUGGAGACUGGGCAGCCAGGGGACGCACAGAGUGGGGCUAUAUCAUCUUUUCUACGUAGCCUUCCUCAGGAAUCUCAGGAGCACUGAAGGCAGAGACCCUGGUUAUGGUACCAGAGUCUUAAUGAAGCCAAAUUACCAUUUAGCCUGGGACUCCGCAUGGGGGUCACAUAUGGUACAGGGGCUCAGUCUUCUACCUGAAUAGCGUUUGCCUCCUGCAAGCCCCUGGAAUCCUCUACAUUUAGGGGAAGGUUCUGCUGUCUUAUUCACCAAUAACAGCCCCCUUGGUGAUGACUGUAGGGUGGAUCUCAGCGAGAUUUCCUUCCCCAGAGCCCACUUUUGUUUUUUCCCCUAUGAGACGUGUAAAAAAUAAACUCCCCUUUUUGACUGGUGAGCGGUAGAGUGGGACCCAUCUUUAGAAGGGGUGAUGAUCUCCUGCACACAAGCACAUCACCGCUCUAGCUGCCCUGGCAGAUCAAAGAGAAGUUUUCACUCCACUCCACGUUGCUUUUUAAGGCAUUAAACACACAAUCAGGCAGAAUCCCAAAUCAAAAACAGCUCUGCCCACCUCCUACAAACUCCUCUGUUAGUUAUACUCAGCCUAGAGCCCGAAGAGUAUAUUUCCUCUGAGAAACUCAACCGAAGAUGAUUGUCCACCACCAUCGAGAAAGUCCAAGCUCGUUCAAAUUUGCCACGCAGGUGGGAGUGGGGACACAGCUCAGAUCAGGCGAUUCUAGUUUUAUCUUGCUUGGGACUAGCCCCCAAGAUCCCAAAGAUCUCUGAAUCUGAAUCUCCUCUUUGUUGACAGAUUUGAACUGACAAACCUAUUAAAAAUAACACAGAGGAACAAUUUUCCUGGAGAGCUAUGUUGGUCUGUGGGCAUGGAAACCGUGUGGAGAAGUGUGCCAGAGACACAGAAGGAAGAUUGCUAGGCUUUUGAAUUGCAGCUCAUUUCGAACAAUACAAGCAGUGCAUGAGAAAUUCCCUUUCAGCAAGUAGCCUUUGUUUCACAGUGUUUGCUUUAUACUAAUAACGUAUUUUAAUAGCUCAGACAGCUCUAUGGCUUUUCUGAUGGGCAACAAACAGCAGCCACGCUGGCAACAGUUCCUCCCCGUUUUAUUUUUCACCUUUCAUUGGGCAGAAUAUUAUCGUCGUCUCCGAGUGGGGACUUGGCCAAAGCUUGCUGGAGAUCUUUUAAAGCUCUGUAAUUUGCCGUAUUUACUAUAUUGGAUGCUAGCAAUAUUAAAAUACUUCAUCUUGUCGUUUCCACGGAAGAGCCCUUGCUUUCCUUUUAAAAUCUCUGCUGUGUGCACUAUUGCAUUCUUCACCUGCGCGGCUUCCGUUCAGAGAUGGCUGCAGUAUCCCUGUACAUACUUCGCUGAACUCUUGGCCCCUUCAACCACUUCGGUGGUAACAGGGGCAGCUCUGUGUCUUUUGCAGCCCCAAGCAAGGCAGUCAGGCGGCUUUCGGAGGCGCGCCUGAGGGAGGUCCGCCGGUCCCGCUCCUUCGCCUACCAGCCGCCGAAUUAGCGUGGGACCCCCGGACCUCCCG
Chelonoidis abingdonii (Abingdon island giant tortoise) is the source of this 5639-nucleotide messenger RNA. RefSeq names its product protocadherin-10-like. Lineage: Eukaryota; Metazoa; Chordata; Testudines; Testudinidae. Gene Ontology annotation, molecular function: calcium ion binding. The record is from RefSeq and is a predicted model, not a curated record. Gene Ontology annotation, biological process: homophilic cell-cell adhesion. Gene Ontology annotation, cellular component: plasma membrane.